GUUCUCUGCAUUGGUCCCACUGGCACAGGAAAGACUCUCACAAUUACAGACAAGCUUUUGAAGAACUUGCCUCUCAGAUACAUCACGCACUUCCUGAUGUUUUCAGCACGCACCUCCGCUAACCAAACCCAGGAUCUCAUUGACAGCAAACUGGAUAAGAGGCGGAAAGGUGUGUUCGGGCCUCCAGUUGGGCGGUACUUUAUCUUUUUUAUUGAUGACUUGAACAUGCCCAUAUUGGAGAAAUAUGGUGCUCAGCCACCCAUUGAGCUGCUGCGGCAGUGGAUGGACCACCAGGGCUGGUACGACAGGAAACAGAUUGGUACUUUUAAGAAGCUGGUAGAUAUUAAUUUUGUCUGUGCCAUGGGACCUCCCGGAGGGGGAAGAAAUGCUGUCACUCCACGCUUCACUCGCCAUUUCAACUACCUCUCCUUCACUGAGAUGGAAGAGAGCAGCAAGAAGACUAUCUUCUCCACCAUCCUUGGCAGCUGGAUGGCUGGUCUCCUAGGAGAAAGAAGUUACAAAGACCCAGUGCCAGGAGCACUUGCAGUCAAAGACUUGAAUGAACCCUUGGUUGAUGCCACUCUCCGCGUGUAUUUGACCGUCACAUCCCAGCUGCUGCCCACACCGGCAAAGUCACAUUACACCUUCAACCUGAGAGAUCUCUCCAAGGUGUUCCAGGGCAUGCUCAUGGCUGAGCCCAGCAAGAUUGAGAACAAACUGCAUCUGCUGAGACUGUGGUACCACGAGAGCUGCCGGGUCUUCUGUGAUCGCCUGGUCAGCAAGGAGGACCAGACCUGGUUUGACAACCUGAUGAAGAGUAUGAUGGAGGAGUUAGGCACCACUUUUGAGGAGGUCAUCCCCUCCCAGCCAGUUCUGUUUGGGGACUUCAUGGAGCCAGGUGCCCAUAUCAAACAGUACAAAGCAAUUGACAGCCAGGAAGAGCUGAAGGUUGUGAUUGAGGAUUACUUGGAGGAGUACAAUCAAAUCAACACCCCAGAGCUGAAGCUUGUGCUGUUCAUGGAUGCAAUACAGCACAUCUGCCAAAUCAGCCGGAUCCUGCGGCAGGCUCCGGGGAAUGCUCUUCUCCUGGGUGUUGGGGGAAGUGGGAGACAGUCUCUCACCAGACUGGCAUCUCACAUGGCAGAUUAUGAGUGUUUCCAGAUCGAACUGUCCAAAAAUUAUGGCAUGACUGAAUGGCGAGAUGACAUGAAGAAGAUGAUGAUGAAGGCAGGCCUUCAAAGUCUACCCAAGACAUUCCUAUUCGUAGACACACAGAUUAAAAAUGAAUCCUUCCUUGAAGACAUCAACAACCUGCUCAACUCAGGUGACAUUCCCAACAUUUAUAACCCCGAGGACCAACAACAGAUCAUGACAGCUAUGAAGCCCAUUGUUCGAGAUCUAGGGCAGCAGCCUACCAAGGCAAAUUUGAUGGCUGCAUACACAGGACGAGUUCGCAGCAAUAUCCACGUGGUCCUGUGCAUGAGCCCUAUUGGAGAAGUCUUCCGCGCACGCUUGAGACAGUUCCCCUCUCUUGUGAACUGCUGUACCAUCAACUGGUUUAAUGAGUGGCCUGCUGAAGCCCUCCAGUGUGUUGCCUCCUCCUUCUUGCAUGAGAUCCCACAUCUUGGUGCCAGUGCUGAAAAUAUCAAUGGGAUGAUUCAAGUAUGUGUAGAAAUCCAUCAGAGCGUGACAAAGAAGUGCCAAGUGUACCUAGCAGAGCUAGCUAGACACAAUUAUGUCACUCCCAAGAGCUACCUAGAGUUCCUCAGCAUCUUCAGUUCCCUGAUUGGAAAGAAGAAACAGGAACUGAAGACAGCCAAGAACAGGAUGAAAAGUGGCCUGGAUAAGCUCCUGCAAACAGCAGAGGAUGUAGCGAGGAUGCAGGAGGAGCUGGAGUCUGCCCGCCCUCUCCUGGCACAGGCAGCCAAGGACACACUGGCAACCAUGGAGCAACUGCAGAUAGACACAGCUGUGGCUGAAGAGACAAGAAGUGCUGUGCUGGCUGAGGAGAUGAAGGCCAAAGUAAAAGCUCAGACAGCCCAAGCCAUUGCAGAUGAUGCUCAGAAGGACUUAGCUGAAGCCCUCCCAGGACUGGACGCAGCUCUUGCCAGCCUGAGGAACCUCAACAAAAGUGAUGUUACAGAGGUACGAGCAAUGCAGCGGCCUCCCCUUGGUGUGAAGAUGGUGAUUGAAGCUGUCUGCAUUAUGAAAGGAAUCAAGCCCAAAAAGGUGGCAGGAGAAAAACUAGGCUUCAAGGUGGAUGACUACUGGGAGCCAGGCAGGGGCCUUCUGCAGGACCCAGGGAAGUUCCUGGACAGUCUGUUUAAGUACGAUAAGGACAAUAUUUCAGACACUGUGAUCAGGGCCAUCCAACCCUACAUUGACAGUGAGGAGUUUCAGCCAGCUGCCAUUGCCAAGGUCUCCAAAGCUUGCACCUCUAUCUGCCAGUGGGUGCGUGCCAUGCACAAGUACCACUUUGUGGCCAAGGUUGUGGAGCCCAAGCGGCAAGCUUGGCAGGAGGCAGAAGAGGACCUGCAUGCCACUCAGCAGGUCCUUGAGGAAGCUAAGGAUCACCUGAAGGAGGUUGAAGGUGGUAUUGCCAUGCUGCAAGCAAAGUACAAAAUCUGCAUGGCCAAGAAGGAAGAGCUGGAGAUUAAGUGUGAGCAGUGUCAGCAGAGACUGGGCCGUGCCGAUAUGCUCAUAAACAGCCUGGCUGAUGAGAAGGUGCGCUGGCAGGAUGCUGUAGAGAACCUGGAUUACAAGAUCAGCAACAUCACUGGGGACAUGCUGAUUGCAGCUGGCUUUGUGGCCUACCUGGGCCCUUUUACAGGACACUACCGCAUAGCACUGUGCAAGGAGUGGCUGAGGCAGCUGUCAGAAAACAAUAUUCCUCACACCAAGGAGCCAAACCUGAUCAGCACCCUUGGAGACCCCAUGGAAAUCCGCUCCUGGCAGAUUGCUGGUUUACCCAACGACACCCUGUCCGUGGAGAAUGGAGUAAUAACACAAUUCUCCCAGCGCUGGACUCACUACAUAGAUCCCCAAGGACAAGCAAACAAGUGGAUCAAGAAUCUGGAGAAGGUGAACAGCCUGGAGGUGGCCAAGCUGAGCGACCGGGACUUCCUCAGCAGUUUGGAAAAUGCCAUUACCUUUGGGAAGCCCUUCCUGCUGGAGAAUGUCGGCGAGGAGCUAGAUCCGGCCCUCGNUCCGGUACAGACCUACAAACAGCAAGGCAAUGCUGUGCUGAAGCUGGGGGAUACGGUGAUCCCCUACCAUGAGGAUUUCAAGAUGUACAUCACCACCAACCUGUCCAACCCUCACUACAGCCCCGAGGUCUCCACGAAGCUCACCCUCAUCAACUUCACCCUGUCACCCAGUGGCUUGGAAGACCAACUGUUGGGAGAAGUGGUGGCUGCAGAGCGACCUGACUUAGAAGAAGCUAGAAACCAGCUAACUGUUAGCAAUGCCAAGAUGCAUCAGGAGCUGAAGGAUAUAGAAGACCAGAUUCUGUAUCAGCUCAGCACUUCUGAAGGAAACCCUGUAGAUGACUUAGAGCUCAUCAAAGUGCUGAAGGCAUCCAAGCUCAAGGCAGGAGAGAUUCAGGCCAAAGUAAUGGUGGCAGAGCAGACAGAGAAGGACAUCAACAUUACUCGCCUGCAGUAUGUGCCCGUGGCUGUCCGCUCACAGAUCCUCUACUUCUGUGUCUCAGACUUGUCCAAUGUGGACCCAAUGUACCAGUACUCACUUGAGUGGUUCCUCAACAUCUUCCUAAUGGGGAUCAGUAACUCCGAGAGAGCAGACACUCUGAAGGACCGGAUCGUGAACAUCAACAACUACAUCACCUUCAGUCUCUACAGCAAUGUGUGCCGUAGCCUCUUUGAGAAGCACAAGCUCAUGUUUGCCUUCCUGGUUUGUGUCCGGAUUCUGAUGAAUGAUGGGAAGAUCGAUAUGGAUGAGUGGCAGUACCUGCUGUCAGGAGGGACCAUAAAGGAGUUGAGGGAGAACCCAGCUCCAUCCUGGCUGUACGAGAGAGCAUGGGGAGACAUCCUGGCCUUGAGCAGCCUGAAGAACUUCUCCGGCUUUGCCAAUGAUUUUGCAGCCAACCUUGUAGCGUUCAGGGCCAUUUUUGACAGCCCCAAACCUCACAGAGAGCCCCUGCCUGGGAAGUGGGAAGCCGAGCUUGAUGCCUUCCAGAAGCUGCUCGUUCUGCGGUGUCUGCGGGGAGAUAAGAUGACCAACGCCAUGCAGGACUUUGUGGCACUGAACCUGGAUCAGCACUUCAUUGAGCCGCAGACCACUGACCUCUCAGUCAUCUUCAGGGAGUCCACUGCCACCACCCCCUUGGUGUUUGUGCUGUCCCCAGGCACUGACCCCGCUGCCAGCCUCUACAAGUUUGCUGAAGAAAUGAAGUUCUCCCAAAAGCUCUUUGCCAUUUCUCUGGGCCAAGGCCAGGGCCCCCGUGCUGAAGCCAUGAUGCACAGUGCUAUGGAGCAGGGCAACUGGGUCUUCUUCCAGAACUGCCACCUGGCCCCCAGCUGGAUGCCUUCACUGGAGAGACUCGUCGAGGGCAUUGACCGCAGCAAGGUGCAUCAGGACUUUCGCCUCUGGCUCACCAGUCUACCGAGCAACCACUUCCCUGUGUCCAUCCUCCAGAAUGGCUCCAAGAUGACCAUCGAGCCCCCCCAUGGGGUCAGGGCCAACCUGCUCAAGUCCUACAUCAGUUUCAGUGAUGAAUUCUUGAAUUCUUGCCCCAAGGUCACAGAGUUUAAAUCCUUGUUGCUGUCACUUUGCUUCUUCCAUGGCAACAUGCUGGAGAGGAGAAAGUUUGGACCUCUGGGGUUCAACAUCCCCUAUGAGUUCACAGAUGGAGACCUCCACAUCUGCAUCAGCCAGCUACAAAUGUUCCUGAGUGAAUACACAGACAUCCCAUACAAGGUUCUGAAGUACACAGCUGGGGAGAUCAACUACGGCGGCCGUGUGUCUGACGACUGGGACAGGCGCUGCAUUGUGAGUGUUUUGGAAGAUUUCUACAGGCCUGAGGUUUUAAUUCCUGAGUUUGCCUAUUCCCAAUCGGGGAUCUACAAGCAGAUCAGUCCCUCUUCUGACCUCAACGGCUAUCUCCAGUACAUCAAGAGCCUGCCGCUCAACGACAGCCCGGAGCUCUUUGGUUUACAUGACAAUGCCAACAUCACCUUCACUCAAAAGGAGACCUUUGCUCUGUUGGGGGCCAUUAUACAGCUGCAACCCAAGACUUUCACACUGGGAGGCCAUAGCAGGGAAGAGCUCGUGGAGGAGACCUCCAAGGACAUCCUGGCAAAGCUGCCUGCCCCCAUGAACCUGCAGGAGGUGAUCCACAAAUACCCGCUGCUCUACGAAGAGUCCAUGAACACAGUGCUGGUACAGGAGGUGAUCAGGUACAACAGGCUCCUGGAGGUGAUUGCUCAGACACUGAAGGAUUUGCUGAAAGCUCUCAAGGGCCUGGUCGUGAUGUCCUCUCAGCUGGAGCUGAUGGCCAGUAGCUUGUACAACAGCACUGUCCCUGAGGUGUGGAAUGCUAAGGCCUACCCGUCGCUGAAGCCCUUGGCAUCCUGGGUGAACGACUUGGUGCAGCGGAUUGGAUUCCUGCAGAAAUGGAUCAGCCACGGGAUCCCCUCUGUCUUCUGGAUCAGCGGGUUUUUCUUCCCCCAGGCCUUCCUCACCGGGACACUGCAGAACUUUGCCAGGAAGUCUGUCAUCUCCAUUGACACCAUCUCGUUUAGCUUCAAGGUGAUGAAGGAGUCGGUGAGCGAGCUCACUCACCACCCCAACGAAGGCUGCUACAUCCAUGGCUUGUUUCUUGAAGGCGCCCGCUGGGACCCUGCUGCAUUUCAGCUAGCGGAGUCACGCCCCAAGGAGCUUUACACAGAGAUGGCCGUCAUCUGGCUGCUUCCUGUCCCCAACCGCAAGCCUCCAGCCACCGGCACCUACCUGUGCCCAAUCUAUAAGACUCUCACUCGUGCAGGCACGCUGUCCACAACUGGCCACUCCACCAACUACGUGAUUGCUGUGGAGAUCCCUACAGACAAGCCGCAGCAGCACUGGAUCAAACGGGGCACAGCCUUGAUCUGUGCCCUGGACUUCUAG
Messenger RNA from Leptosomus discolor (cuckoo roller), 6123 nucleotides. Lineage: Eukaryota; Metazoa; Chordata; Aves; Leptosomiformes; Leptosomidae. The record is from RefSeq and is a predicted model, not a curated record.